Molecule: messenger RNA, 256 nt
Organism: Drosophila montana
Lineage: Eukaryota; Metazoa; Arthropoda; Insecta; Diptera; Drosophilidae
Product: neuropeptide-like 4
Exons: 2
Coding region: 49-210 (53 amino acids)
Source: RefSeq, a predicted model, not a curated record
GUUGACUCUGUUUGCGUUCAAAGGCGAUAGCUAAGAUAUUUUCUGAUCAUGUUGAAGCUGUUGUUCCUGAUACUCGCUGCACUACUCGCUCUGGUUGCGGCAGUGCCAGCUCCAGUCGCAGGACCGAAGCCCGAUCCAAGCCCGCAAUUCAUUUAUUCCGCAGGCUAUCCGGCCGUGGCCUAUGCAUCUCCUUAUGUUUACUAUGGUUAAAAUGACUUCUAAGUGAUGACAAUAAAGUUUCUUCAGCAUUUAAGAA